CGACUCAGUAUCCUCUUCAAUACAGGCACGUCAUCUCAUUAUGACAUGAAGGGCGUUAGUCAAACGCGCGCUACCUAAGUACAACAUACCGGAAGGAAACAGGUCGGCAAGCACUCUCACAUCUUUUCUAUCGACAUGGUGGUGACCAGCUUGACCCCUGCUUGCUUUCUUCUGGUGUUUCUGUGUACCGCGGCUCUUUCAGAGCUCAAAGCAACGAAGUGUCUCAACGAGAUCACAGCAUGCCAGCUGCGAGACAACACCUGCAGGUGUACGGCCGAGAACGGGCGCUGUCCGUGUUGUAGCAAGUGCCGAACGUGCCUCGGAGACAAACUGUGGGAGGAGUGCUGCGAUGUCGCCAACCUGUGUCCACAGACGGAAAAAAACAAAGUGGAGGACACUGAUGACGACAUAGUCAUCGGGCACCUUGAUACGCCAGCUCCCGACAUGUUCUGGUUAAUUACGGACGUUCAUGUGCGUAAUGAACUUCUUCCAAUCGACGUCUACAACGUGACCGACCGUGACAAAAUCGGGCUGGUGGCAAUGAAUUGCACGUCGGCUGCGUAUUGGUGCUGCAUGGUGAUGUCGAAGUGUAUUGAGUCCUGUAAGGAUAUCGGAGCAACGCGAUUCCGUUGGUAUCCGAAUUGUCGUAAGAGCGAUAACCUUAGCUGUGGAUGCUGCGAGUGUGAAGGCAGUGGUUGUAUCAAGGAGAUAGAGGAGCGACCUCCUAUGUGUAGAGUCUGUGGUAAAAACGUGAGUAUCGGCCAAAUGGAUGAAAAAUGCAAAGACAAAACUUACCAAGUUCAGAAUGAUGAUGUUAUCAGUCAGUAUUGAGUUCUAGCAUAUGGUAGGUAGUACAGACUUUAUGGAGAAGUAAGGGUAUUGUUAGGCAUGAAUUAAAUAAUAAUGAUCAAUGGAUUUUGCAAUGGCUUGAUGAUGCAGACCUAAAUUUGUUGGUGGCACCACUCUGUCUUAACAUGACACAGAUCUGUAAUGACUAUAGCAAGCAGGUUUUCAAUGAAGUGUGGAAUUAGUAAGUGACAAGCGAGUUUUACUGUUACAGCAAAAUUUGUUAGGAAAUUGGUUUUAUAAAAUUAUAUAUCUGUAUAUAUAUGCAGUC
Messenger RNA from Corticium candelabrum, 1117 nucleotides. RefSeq names its product twisted gastrulation protein homolog 1-like. Gene Ontology annotation, biological process: regulation of BMP signaling pathway. The record is from RefSeq and is a predicted model, not a curated record. The coding region runs from base 136 to 831 and encodes 231 amino acids. Lineage: Eukaryota; Metazoa; Porifera; Homoscleromorpha; Homosclerophorida; Plakinidae. The transcript is spliced from 2 exons.